AUGCCAACACGAAAAAAAUCAAAGUUACAUCAAGACUUCAUCGAAGUGAUUUAUAAAUUAGCAGAUAUAUUAAACUUAAAAGAGAUUGAUUAUGUCGUAAAUUACGGAUCGGAUGAAAUAGACAGUUUUUCUAGUGGUACAAACAAAGUGGAGUUAAGUGGCUACGUCGAUGGACAAAAAGUUAAACAAAAACUGAUAGUAAAAUGGCGUCCAAUUAACGACUAUCGUGAUCACUUCAGAGAAUCGUAUAAACGUGAAUAUAUAUUUUAUCAAUAUAUCGGACCUAAAUAUUUGGAGAUUCAACGAAAUUUUAAUGUCAUAGAAGGAUUGAAACUUAAAAUACUGAAUUGUAUUUACGCCAGCGCUGAAUAUGAUAAAGAAUCUAUAGUCGUACGAGAUUUAGAUGGGCAACGUUAUAAAUUUCAUAAUAGAUUUUCUGAAAUAGAUUUAGAUCACGUCUCCUUAGUUGUGAAAAACUUAGCGAAAAUGCACGCAUUAUCUUUCGUCUGGUCCAGAACAGAUCCAACAGAAUUUCUGAAGAUAAGGAACUUGUGUAGCAAAGACGUACAGUAUUCUGACGUAAGCCGUGUCCCUAAUCACAUGAAAUUCUACUAUGAUACUUCGGUUAAUGUUGUAUCUGAUUUAGUUGCAAAGGAAAAGUUGAAAGUAUUAAGCUCAGAUAUUUUUUCUAUUUUACACGAAUGUACGUUACCUGUUGAAAAUUAUGGCGCAUUUUGCCACGGAGACUGUUGGACAAACAAUGCAAUUUUCAAAUAUACAGGACGGAGACCGAUAGAAGUGAUUUUAGUAGAUUAUCAGUUGGGCAGAUAUGCGUCGCCAGCUACUGACUUAUCGUACUUCCUUUAUAUGUCAACUAGCGGAGAAAUACUCUUCAAACAUUAUGAUCGAGUUUUAGAUAUAUAUUACGGCACUUUAACAGCUGUGCUUCGCCAAUGCAAUCUGGACAUUAAUGAUGUUUAUCCUAAAUCUAUUUUCACGGAACAUUUACAAAGGUAUUCUGUUUUUGGGUUGAUAGAAGCAUUAAUAUCAAUGUUGAUAAUAACAUCUCCGACGGAAAAAGCCUUACAACUGACCGAAGCUACUGAUCAUCCACCAAGAGAACUGAACUGUGGUAAAGAUUGUCCGUAUAUGACGGGAUACGUGAAAAGAGUAAAUGAUGUAGUCAAGCACUUUUUCCAGAGAAAAUAUUCUCUCCGUAGUGUAUUAAGUGAAUAA
Messenger RNA from Bombyx mandarina (wild silkworm), 1236 nucleotides. RefSeq lists its product as uncharacterized. Lineage: Eukaryota; Metazoa; Arthropoda; Insecta; Lepidoptera; Bombycidae. The record is from RefSeq and is a predicted model, not a curated record.